Molecule: messenger RNA, 2302 nt
Organism: Mesoplodon densirostris (Blainville's beaked whale)
Lineage: Eukaryota; Metazoa; Chordata; Mammalia; Artiodactyla; Ziphiidae
Gene: ARHGAP28
Product: Rho GTPase activating protein 28
Exons: 19
Coding region: 20-2302 (760 amino acids)
Biological process (GO): regulation of actin filament polymerization; negative regulation of stress fiber assembly; regulation of small GTPase mediated signal transduction
Cellular component (GO): cytoplasm
Molecular function (GO): GTPase activator activity
Source: RefSeq, a predicted model, not a curated record
GAGACAUGCGCGGCUGACGAUGGAAGUAGAGGACUCGGGCGGCGUGGUGCUGACCGCCUACCACUCGUACGCGCGCCCCCAGCCGCCCAGCUCCGAGCCGCGCUGCGCGCCCCGGGCCGCCGCCAGCCACCCAGGCAGCAGAAAAUCCAUUUCUCGCUGCCGAAGAAUUAGCAGGAUGCUCUCCAAUGAAUCCUUACAAUCCCCGGCAUUCAGCCGCUCCAACUCUCAAGCCUCCAUAGACAGCGCCUCCAUGGAGGAUUUCUGGCGGGAAAUAGAAAGUAUCAAAGAGAACAGCCUGGGAGUUCAGGAAGAGCAGACGCCAGCUGAGGCCAAGCCCCUGGAUGAAGGAGAACUUGAAGCAGAGUGGUUGCAAGAUGUAGGUUUAUCAACCCUGAUCUCGGGUGAUGAAGAGGAGGAUGGCAAAGCCUUGCUCUCUACUUUGACUCGAACCCAAGCAGCUGCAGUGAAGAAGAGAUACAAUACUUACACUCAAACCAUGAGAAAAAAGAACAAGCAAUCCGUCAGGGAUGUCAGAGACAUCUUUGGAGUCAGCGAAUCUCCUCCAGAUGAUUUUUGUUGUAUCCCAGCUCCUCUUUUGGAUGUGAACCCAGAUGAAGAAGGGAUGCCAGCAGUUCCCUGCAGAAAUGGUCAACUGCCAGGCGAUACCUGUGACAACCAUCCUAGUCAGUUGGACGGCACCCAGGAGGAAAAAGAGCUGCCGGGAGUUAUCAAAACAGGUGGUUCCUUGCCAGAUGAUGCGUCUUUCAACAUUACUACCCUGUCAGAUGGGUCCCGAGAUGAAGAAGGGAGUUUUGCAGUUCCCAGGAGUGGCUCCAUGUCUACCCUGGAGACUAUUCCAGAUGUGCCAGCUCAUUCCAAUGGCUCAGCAGACCCUGGACAGUCGGUGCAGAACGCAGUGAGUGAUGAUGAAUAUCUGGAAAAGGACAUUCCACUACAAGCUGAAGAGCUGUCCUUUGAAGUAUCUUAUUCAGAAAUGGUUACAGAGGCUCCAAAAAGAAAUAAAUUUAAGAAGUCAGAUUUUAAGAAAGAAGACUAUGUUUUACCUAAAUUUAUUGUUCAGAAAACCAGAUUUGGCCUAACUGAAGCAGGAGAUCUGUCUGCUGAAGACAUGAAGAAAAUCCGCCAUCUCUCUCUGAUUGAAUUGACGGCCUUUUUUGAUGCCUUUCGUAUUCAACUGAAAAGAAACAAAACGGAGAAAGUAAAAGGACGAGACAGUGGGAUUUUUGGAGUUCCUCUUACAGUCCUGCUGGAAAAUGACCGAAGGAAAGAUGCUGGAGUGAAAGUUCCCCUUGUGUUACAAAAAUUCUUUCAGAAAGUUGAAGAAUCGGGUCUGGAAUCUGAAGGGAUUUUUCGACUUUCAGGAUGUACUGCCAAAGUCAAGCAAUACCGUGAAGAACUGGAUGCCAAGUUUAAUGCUGAUAAGUUUAAAUGGGAGAAAAUGUGCCACAGAGAAGCUGCAGUAAUGUUGAAAGCAUUUUUCAGAGAACUACCCACCUCUCUCUUCCCUGUGGAAUAUAUACCUGCUUUCAUCACUCUAAUGGAAAGAGGGCCUCACAUCAAAGUACAGUUUCAAGCCUUACACCUCAUGAUCAUGGCACUGCCUGAGGCCAACAGGGACACAGCCCAGGCCCUCAUGACAUUCUUCAAUAAAGUCAUUGCCAAUGAAUCAAAAAACCGAAUGAGUAUAUGGAACAUUUCUACUAUAAUGGCACCAAAUCUUUUCUUCAGUAGAAGCAAACAUUCUGACUGUGAAGAAUUACUCUUAGCAAACACCGCUGCCCACAUCAUCCGCUUGAUGCUAAAGUACCAGGAGAUGUUGUGGAAGGUUCCAUCUUUCUUAAUCGCUCAAGUCAGAAGAAUGAAUGAAGCCACCAUGUUGUUAAAGAAACAGCUUCCAAGUGUCAAAAAGCUGCUAAGGAGGAAGACCAUAGAACGAGGGGUUAUAAGCCCCAAGACUUCAAAGGUACUACAAAAAUCACCCUCUACAAGAAGAAUGUCUGACGUGCCGGAGGGAGUCAUAAGGAUCCACGCACCCCUUCUCUCCAAGGUGUCCAUGGCCAUUCAACUCAACAGUCAAACCAAAGCCAAAGACAUAUUGGCGAAAUUUCAAUAUGAGAACAGUCAUGGUUCAUCAGAAGGCGUUAAGAUCCAGAACCAAAGAUUAUAUGAAAUUGGAGGUAAUAUAGGACAGCACUGCUUGGAUCCAGAGGCUUAUAUAUUGGAUGUAUAUCAUGUAAAUCCCCAGGCAGAAUGGGUGAUUAAACCCCAACCAAGUGUUUGA